Exserohilum turcica Et28A is the source of this 894-nucleotide messenger RNA. RefSeq lists its product as uncharacterized. Lineage: Eukaryota; Fungi; Ascomycota; Dothideomycetes; Pleosporales; Pleosporaceae. The record is from RefSeq and is a predicted model, not a curated record. Bases 1 to 894 code for a protein of 297 amino acids. The transcript is spliced from 2 exons.
AUGCCCUCGAUAGGACCAGCCCUGCCUCCGCAUCUCGCCAAGCGCAGCCGCGACGGCGGCGGCGAUGGUAGUGAUAACGACGACAAGCACCGCGCAUCCAGCCCAGAGUCGACCGACAAGCGCCGAAGAGUCGCGGGCCCCGUUGCAGGGCCCUCCGACGUCGGCCCCGCCCCGCCGCCUGCCUCCAAACCAGCCCGAGUUAUAGGGCCUGCGCCGCCGCCUGCGCCCCUCAGCGAACAGCCGGCGCACCCUCCCAAAGACGACGACGACGACGACUCCUCGGAUAGCAGCGACGAUGACUUUGGGCCCGCGCCCCCGCCAGCCGGAGGCGCGCAAUCAGACUUCGACAUGGCCUCAGCAGCGUCUGCCUUUGAUGCAGAGCCUCGGUUUGCAGAAGCCCCCAAGGCCGCGCAACGCGACGAAUGGAUGACUAUGCCGCCCACGCAGGAUGACCUUGCUGCGCGCAUGGACCCCUCCAAGAUGCGCGCACGAAAAUUCAACACGGGCAAGAGUGCGGGAAGCACGGGGGGGAUGAGCAGCGCGUGGACCGAAACGCCAGAGCAGAAGCUCAAGCGCCUGCAAGACGAGGCUCUGGGCAUUAGCGCGCCCACCAAUCCCACACCGGGUGCUUCAGAGCCCAAGCGCAGCAAAGAAGAAGAGCGGCGCGCCCGCAAGAUGCGCGAGAAGAUUGAUGCGAGCAGAGGAAAGAGCCUUGUUGAGCAGCACCAAGAAAAGGGCUCUGGCAAAGAUUUGGAAGACGACCCCAGCAAGCGCGCAUUCGACUAUAACAAGGACAUGGCUGUUAGUGGCACCACGACUCACAAGCAGCGGAGAGACAUGUUGGCCAAGUCCAAAGGCUUCAGUGACCGCUUUUCAAGUGGCAGCUAUCUAUAG